Molecule: messenger RNA, 2099 nt
Organism: Anopheles nili
Lineage: Eukaryota; Metazoa; Arthropoda; Insecta; Diptera; Culicidae
Gene: Gabat
Product: 4-aminobutyrate aminotransferase, mitochondrial
Exons: 5
Coding region: 72-1565 (497 amino acids)
Biological process (GO): GABA catabolic process
Cellular component (GO): mitochondrion
Molecular function (GO): pyridoxal phosphate binding
Source: RefSeq, a predicted model, not a curated record
ACGCGCACUAUCGCAAAGUGUGUCAAGAGUGUUAAAAUUUGAAGUUUUGUGUUGAAUUUUGGGCAUAGAUAAUGCUGCUGAAACAGAUUGGAACGGUUCUGGUGCGCUCUGAGUGCCAACGGCGUCAACGUGCCCUUUUGCAGUUGAGCCGCCACUUUGCCGCAGUGCCGUUGGCCGAGCCGGCUGCACCAUCGCUAAAAACAGAGGUGCCUGGACCAAAGUCAAGGGCGCUGUUGCAGCAGCUGAACCAACUACAGAAUGCCAACUCAGUGCAGAUGUUCGUCGACUACGACAAGUCGUUUGGAAACUAUUUGCAGGACGUCGAUGGCAACGUGCUGCUGGACAUUUACACCCAAAUUUCCUCUGUACCACUGGGCUACAAUCAUAAGGAGUUGCUGAAUGUAUUUCGGGAUGACCACAAUCUCUCAACUCUCAUCAACCGCCCAGCGUUGGGCGUAUUUCCGGGCGAGGAUUGGCCCAACCGUUUGCAGAACGUGCUGAUGUCCGUGGCCCCGGUCGGACUCGACCAUGUGACGACCAUGAUGUGCGGCUCGUGCUCGAACGAGAACGCGUUCAAGAACAUUUUUAUCUGGUACCAGAAGAAGCAGCGCGGCGAUGCGACCCCGUUUUCCGACGCGGAAAUCCAAUCGUGUAUGGUUAACCAAUCUCCAGGUGCGCCAAAGCUCAGCAUUUUGAGUUUUCACGGGGCGUUCCACGGUCGCACACUCGGUUGCCUUUCGACGACGCACUCGAAGUACAUUCACAAGAUAGAUGUGCCGUCGUUUGACUGGCCGAUCGCACCAUUCCCGCAGUACCGCUAUCCGUUGGAGGAAAACGUUCGAGAGAACGCUCAGGAGGACGCCCGGUGUCUGGCUGAGGUUGAACGGCUGAUCGAGCUCUUUAGCAAGCGCGGUAUCCCUGUGGCCGGUAUCAUUGUGGAGCCAAUUCAGAGCGAAGGUGGUGACAACGAGGCAUCUCCCGAGUUUUUCCAACAGCUGCAGAAGAUCGCUAAGGAUCGCGGAAGCGCUUUGCUGAUCGACGAAGUGCAGACUGGCGGUGGGCCAACGGGCAAGAUUUGGUGCCACGAGCACUUUAAUCUGCCAAGCCCACCGGACGUAGUGACGUUCAGCAAGAAGAUGCAGCUGGGAGGCUAUUAUCACGGGGCUCACAUGAAGCCGUCGCAGGCAUACCGCGUGUUCAACACGUGGAUGGGUGAUCCAGGCAAGCUGUUGCUGCUGGAAUCGAUCCUGCGUGUCAUCAAGCAGGAGGCUCUGUUGGAAAAUGUACGCCGGACUGGAGACAAACUGAAGGACGGGCUCAUGCAGGCACAGAAGGACUUCCCACAUCUGCUGAGUGCGACACGCGGACGAGGUACAUUCUUGGCGAUCAACUGCGCCACGCCAAAGAUGCGCGAUGAUAUCGUUACGGCACUCAAACAGAAAGGAGUUUUGUCCGGCGGAUGCGGCGAGCUGAGCAUUCGUUUCCGCCCGGCCCUGAUAUUCGGGGAGAAACACGUGGACAUCUUUUUGGACAAAUUCCGGCAGGUGCUGAAGGAGGUUAAGUAAACGGUUUCCGAUGCUCUACUUCACGCUCAUGCCAGCUAACUUACUGCACAAAAGCUUCGACGAAGCCGUAUUGUUAUGAAGCCGCGAGGCAGGAUGAAUUGAUAAGUGAACCUGUCGUGUAGUUCGAACCUCAGCGUACAGCAGCAUUAUGCACACUAGUUACAGGAAACUCUACCUAUAAUAGAAUCCAGAUAGCAAUAGACGUACAAUAAGUUCGCAUCAUUGUUGAAGCGUCGACUGCAUGGUGCAUCGAGGCACUUGAAGAGAAAGGCACAAGAUCCAAGUGUUACGGAAGCUUUUAGCGCUUGCAGUUUACAAUGAGAGAAGUUUAUGGAAUAUAUGCUAGUAAAAAUGUCAUUGCUACAAACCAAGUAACAAAAACAAAAACACACCAACACGUUAGUAGAACGUGAAUGAGAGAACAUUUGUCUUCCAAUGAACUAAAAGGUGAUUCCAAAAUCAAUCGGUGUCCAACGGAAAGUCCCACUCUAGCGAGAGUAGGGCAAUCCGUUACAAAAUAAACUAGAUAAAUGU